Messenger RNA from Paramecium tetraurelia, 1287 nucleotides. RefSeq lists its product as uncharacterized. The record is from RefSeq and is a predicted model, not a curated record. Lineage: Eukaryota; Ciliophora; Oligohymenophorea; Peniculida; Parameciidae. The transcript has a single exon.
AUGGACGAGUCACAAUUCAACUCACUGUAGAAAACCAUAAUAAUCCCUCCAAGAAAACUAUUUUAAACCAUUUUACAAGAGUUCGAAACUCAGACCCCAAAUUUCUAGUAAUUCAUCAAUGAAACUCAAUCAAAUCCCUCCUUCAUCAAUGGUGAAUUGAUUCCAAUCUUCAUUAUCUAUGAAUCUGAAGUCGACCUUGUCCAUCAAUUCCAACUCAAAAAGGAUCAACAACUCUUACGAUCCUACCCAUCAUAUCAUCAAACCAAUCUCUAUGUGAAUAAUACCUAUACAGAAACGAAAAAAUAAACUUUAGAAGACAACAAAGUUAUACAUUGUAAAAUCCUGGAAAUCAAUGUUAAUGAAGAAUUCGUAGAUUAAGAUUUAGAGUUGCUCAUAAUUGGUACUUAUGAGCAGAAGUACUGCUAUAAUGGGAUCAAAACUAUUUUGAGAAAUGAAAUUCCUAAAGAAUAAUACAAACAAUUGUCGUAUUAGCACUCAAUCAUGGUCUAAGUACACAAUGCAUUCGAUUUGGAAUAUAAGUAUUUCGGAAAUACAGUUAAGAUGAAUAUUGCAUUUCAAAUUAAAUCGCAUAUCUAAUUGGAUAAUAUUGAAAUGGACUUUCUUUUGAGUGAAAGCCAAAUGAUCUGGAAGGAUGUUGGGAUCAAUAGAGUUGUACCUAAAUGCAUGUUACAGAAUAUAUCAAUUAACAAAUAAUACCUUAAUAAUGAGGAAGGAUUCAUAGAGGUUCUAUUAGAUUGGCCGGCUAUGUUAUAGAACGAAUAAUUGCAACCAGAUCUUCCAUCAAGAAGACUGAGCAUAGUAUAAGUCAACCCUGUAUUGGAAAUUAGAACACCUUUGUAUAUUAGAUGGGGAUAACAAAAGUACACUAAAUGCAACUAUUUGCUGUGGAAGAUUAAACCUAUUUAAACAAUUGGAGGAGAAAUCAAAGAAGUGGUCAGAUAUAAGGAUGCUUAAAACCAAGAGUAUUUAGCAUUAAAAAUAGUUCUUAUUAAUUAUUCAGGCAAGGAACAUGAGAUUAUAUUCUGUCCUCCUUCUUAAAUAUUCGGAAAGAAACUUAACCAGAAAAAAGAUCAGCCUUUGGUAGUUUUAGGUAUCACAUUGUCAACGGAGAAAAAUUUGGGAGUUUUGUAGCCGAAUUAAUUAUGUGAGACUAUCUUGAGGGUUCAAUUAAUUAAUAAUGGAAUUUUGAAUAUGCAACACAUAAAUCUUAAGAUAGACAACUAAUUAACUGAGUUGAGUUUGAAUUUUUUAUAUUCUCAUCAAUGA